AAAGAAGUCGUAUCGAUUACCAAUGCGGUCAGAGUGCUCUCUCCUAGUACAGAACAUGGAAGGUUGGAAUUGCAUCUAGUUGGCGGCUUCAGUGAUGAUCGACACUUAUCCCAAAAACUAACCAAUCAACUUCUUCGAGCAUUUGACCGCUUGCAGGACAACGUCCAUUUAGUGACAUUCUGUGUGACAGAGUUGAAUGACCGGCAGGAAAAGGGUAAUCACUAUCCAUACAUCUAUGGAAUUGCAGCAAAUGUUAAGACUGGAGAAAUUUUCCACGCUACUUUUCCAGACAAAGGACCAGAAGAAGAUUUACGAUCAGCUAGUAUCUUAACAGGAGCCUUGAUGGUUAACAUUUAUGACUCCAGAAAGGAGCAACUUUGCAUCGGUCCUUACUUCUGGGUGCCUUUUCCUCAUACGGAUUUCUGGCUAGAACAGAACGAUGAGUACUUAUUGCAGAAUCUUUCCACGUCACCUCAGGCUGAACCACCCCAUUUCGUUCCCCACAUCCGAGCAACACUGUUGUGUUUGAAAGAGCAUCCGUUCCCCGAUAAGACCCUGUUCCCCAGCAGGAAACCUUGGAUCUAUAUAAAGAACAAAGAUGGCCUAUGGGAGAGGGCUUCUUCUGAGCAAACCUAACCUGCAGAGGAGAAGUGAUGGAUUACUAAACAACGAGCUCACAGUCAGAGACUCAGUUGGACUACAGAAAUGUGUUGCAAUAUACAUAUGUGGCCUAAGAGGCAUGAUACAGAAAAUAAUGUAUUAUGCCUAAUUUUCUACUGCGCAAGUAGACCACAAUACGUGGUUUAAUACUCGUUUGCACAGCAGGCUGUCUAGGCGCAGGCAUCACAAUCUGACAAUACCUAGGUGGAUCCAACAAAGAUAUUAUUGCAGUAACAUCAUAGUGACCGGAUUCACCCACCAGCUAUUCUUGCAAUAAUGUAACAAUGGAUUUACCUAGACAGCAUCAUUCUGUUAAGACAGCAAGAAGAAGGGCUGCACCAAUGAAGCCAGGAAACAAAACAGUGGUGCCGUGGAAAUAAAUUGUAUUCACCCCAUGUGCCCCAAUGUGUUUUGCUCAGCGCUUUUUUUGGAGGGGGAGUCUAUAUAAACAUUAAAAUAAACAAAAGACACAAGAUUUAUUUCCCAAUACUAAAAGACAAGUUAAAAGAUUAUACGUGUACAGAAAAAAUAUUUUAUGUAAAUAUAUUUAUGAAAAAUAUGUACGAAGUGCAUUGUGAUGUCUUGCAAAACAAUGUAAACAUAUAAGAGGACAAAAAUAGAGGAGCAAUAAUCCAUUGCAAACAGAAAAGUUAUCAAAACUAACCUGCACCAUUUAAAAACAUUUUUUCUUUACACGUAUAACCUUUUAACAUGUCUUUUAGUAUUGGGAAAUAUUGUUUUUGUGGAAAACACAUUGGG
Gekko japonicus is the source of this 1419-nucleotide messenger RNA. Its product is annotated as protein N-terminal asparagine amidohydrolase-like. Gene Ontology annotation, biological process: ubiquitin-dependent protein catabolic process. Gene Ontology annotation, molecular function: protein-N-terminal asparagine amidohydrolase activity. The transcript has 7 exons. Gene Ontology annotation, cellular component: nucleus. The record is from RefSeq and is a predicted model, not a curated record. Lineage: Eukaryota; Metazoa; Chordata; Lepidosauria; Squamata; Gekkonidae. The annotation marks the transcript as partial.